Molecule: messenger RNA, 1365 nt
Organism: Haliaeetus leucocephalus (bald eagle)
Lineage: Eukaryota; Metazoa; Chordata; Aves; Accipitriformes; Accipitridae
Gene: SSH3
Product: slingshot protein phosphatase 3
Exons: 9
Coding region: 1-1365 (454 amino acids)
Biological process (GO): protein dephosphorylation; negative regulation of actin filament polymerization; actin cytoskeleton organization
Cellular component (GO): cytoplasm
Molecular function (GO): actin binding; protein tyrosine/serine/threonine phosphatase activity
Source: RefSeq, a predicted model, not a curated record
AUGGUCAAGGGGGCCGCUCUGCUGCUGCCCGCGGAGGAGGCGCUGGAGGCCGAGCCCCCCCCGGCUGCACCCCCAGGCCAGGCGCCGGGGCGGCAGGAGCAGCACCUGCGGCUCAUGAUGCAGCUUCUCCGGCCCCAGGACGCCAUCCGGCCGGCGGCACCGGAGCUGUCGGAGCAGGCGGUGCGGGCGCUGCUGCGGGACGUGAUGGCCACCGCCGACCUGGAGAGCGUCACCUCCAAGGAGGUGCGGGAGGAGCUGGAGCGGCGCACGGGGCACAGCCUGGCCCAGCACAAGGACUUCAUCGACAACGAGAUGCUGCUGGUGCUGGCGCAGAUGGACCGGCCCUCCCGCGUCUUCCCGCACCUCUACCUGGGCUCCGAGUGGAACGCGGCCAACCUGGAGGAGCUGCAGCAGAACCGGGUCACCCACAUCCUGAACGUGGCGCGGGAGAUCGACAACUUCUUCCCAGCGCUGUUCACCUACAUGAACGUGCGGGUGUACGAUGAGGAGACGGCCCAGCUCCUGCCCCACUGGAACGACACCUUCCUCUUCCUCUCCCGCGUCCGGGCCGACGGGGGCCGGGCGCUGGUGCACUGCCGCAUGGGGCUGAGCCGCUCGGCGGCCACGGUGCUGGCCUACGCCAUGAAGGAGUUCGGGUGGACACUGGAGCGGGCGCUGCGGCACGUCCGGCACUGCCGCCCCGGCGUCCUGCCCAACCCCGGCUUCAUGCGCCAGCUCGACUUCUACCAGGGCAUCCUGCACGCCAGCCGGCACAGCAGCCUGUGGGAACCCAAGGCGGCGGCGGAGCGGGCGGCCCAGCCCGAGGAGGGCCCAGAAGCCCCCCCGGGGGGCGAGGGUGGCCUCUCGCCGGUCUCCUCCCCACCACCCCUGCAGGAGACGAGCAGCCCGGGGUUGCUGGGAACCUCCCGGCGCCCCCGUAUCUCCCUCUGCGCCGUCAUGCGGAGCAUCAGCCUGCUGGACUCCCCCGAGCCCCCCGAGCUGCCGGGGGAGCCCCUCGCCGGGGAGGUGUUUGCGGCCGCGGAGGCACCGGGGGGGCCCCCCCCGGGGCCCGCCCUGCCGCGGCGCACCGCCGGACACGGGGAACCGGCAGCUCGGGGAGGACGAAAUUUAGGCGCCAUCUUGUGCGGCGCCGUGGGGCUGGGAACUACAGCCCCCGGCAUCCCUUGCGCGGCGGUGGGCUUUGCGCAUGCGUGCAGGGCCCUCCUUCCUGGUUGCUAUGGGAACGGGGCGCAGGCCGGCCUCAGCCCCAGCGGCCUAGGCCUCGCCCCGGGACGGGGCCGGGGCAGGCCCGAGGACCGGCAGCGAAGGAAUGAAGCCGGGCAGGGAGCCGGCAGCCCGCUGUAG